Molecule: messenger RNA, 1388 nt
Organism: Nymphaea colorata (pocket water lily)
Lineage: Eukaryota; Viridiplantae; Streptophyta; Magnoliopsida; Nymphaeales; Nymphaeaceae
Exons: 2
Coding region: 231-887 (218 amino acids)
Biological process (GO): intracellular protein transport; endoplasmic reticulum to Golgi vesicle-mediated transport
Cellular component (GO): endoplasmic reticulum membrane; endoplasmic reticulum
Source: RefSeq, a predicted model, not a curated record
AAUCCUUAAACCCAUAAAAAGCAUCCUCCCCGCGAUGGUCUCUCGGCUGUCUCUGUCAUUCUCUCUCGUCCGACGCUCGGUCACGUUCUGAGAUUCUUUGCGUGCUCUCUCUCUCUCUGACUAGCGCUCAUCCUACUUUACUGUAGUUCUUUCGACACAUUGGGGGCAGUUGAGGAGAGAAAGGGAGAGUGGGAGAAAGACAGAGAGGGAGAAAGAGGGGGAGAGAGGCAAUGAUCCCUCUGCUGGUUCUCGUGUUACUUGUGGAGGGGGCGGUGGCGUCUCUGCUGAUCCUCAAGAUGGGGCCCUUCACGGAAUUGACAAUGAGAGCGUUGGAUCAGCUGCAGACGGGCAGGGGCCCUCCCACCAUCAAGACGCUCGCCUGCACCAUGUCUCUCAUAUUCAUCUCCAGCCUCACCAGCAUCCUUAAGAUCGGAAAGAAGGGUGUCAAAGUCGGCACCACCACCCCAAUGGACCAGGUCCUGUGGAGCACCCACGUUCUCGAAGCUUCUCUUAUGGGAUUCUGUCUUCUUCUGGGGUUUGUUGUUCUUCGCUUGCAUCAUUAUCUCAGAAAAAUAGGUCGUUCUCGUGCAGCCCUUGUCACUUCAAAAUUGCAGGCUGAACGGCUCGAGGAAGAGUGUUUGGUCCUCAAGGAGAAGGAGAAGAAGGCUUCUCAAGAAGCAUCGGCUUUGAAAGAAGAAAUUUCACGCCUUACAGGCCAUCUACAGAAACUGAGAGACGAGGCUGAAGAGAAGAGCAAGCAGUUGCAAGCUGCAGAAGCUAAUGUUGUUGCCCUUCAAAAGCAGUCUGAGGACCUGCUUCUAGAGUAUGACCGACUGCUAGAGGAUAACCAAGCCCUUCAGAGCCAGUCACAUAUGUACAGAAUGUGAGGAGUGAUGUGCCCCAACAAGAAUUUUGGAAGAACAUGGUGUUCUUUAGCCUGCUUAUCAGCAUGCACCCGAUCAGUUUUAGUUACCAGUUUGGCAAUUUCUUGUGCUUGUGGAGGAGCAAAAUGUCCUGGCCAGGCUUUAAUGGAAAGUUUGCAGUUCCUUUGAGUUUAUUGCGAUUGAUUCUCACAAUUUUUGGUGCGUGUCGAGGAGAGGAAUUGUUUGGUGGUGCGUGGUCAGAAAGUCCGAGGUUUCUUUUGGUUUCUUGGAGCUUUCUCUGUCCUUGCUUGUCACUGAGUCUUUGCAGCUAAUUCCAGCAAGUUUGUUGUCUGUGAAUUUUGAUGCCAAUAUGCUGAAGAUAUAUGAUCCCAUGGAAGUCCUUACCAGGGAAGAUGUGGAAGAGGCAUGCCUGUAGUUUGUUGUCCUUGCUACCAGCAACUGAAGAGUUUGCUGAUCUUGUAUUGUUUCAGGAAUUGAAAAAAUAGUGCAGCUUUGGAUUGUGUU